Messenger RNA from Danaus chrysippus (African queen), 555 nucleotides. The record is from the annotation of a GenBank genome assembly. Lineage: Eukaryota; Metazoa; Arthropoda; Insecta; Lepidoptera; Nymphalidae.
AUGGGUUUCCUGACUAUUUUAAAAAAACUACGGCAAAAGGAGAAAGAAAUGCGCAUACUCAUGCUUGGUCUCGACAAUGCUGGUAAAACGACAAUUUUAAAACGUUUCAACGGGGAGCCGAUAGACACAAUUUCGCCAACUCUCGGGUUUAAUAUAAAAACUUUGGAACAUCGUGGGUAUAAACUAAAUAUAUGGGACGUCGGAGGACAAAAAUCUUUAAGGUCAUACUGGAAGAAUUAUUUUGAGAGCACAGAUGGAGUGGCGUGGGUUGUUGAUAGUGCUGAUGCUAGAAGGUUGUCAGACUGUGCAAAGGAGCUUCACUCCCUCCUACGAGAAGAAAGACUGGCCGGUGCAACAUUACUAGUGCUGGCUAAUAAAGCUGACUUACCAGGAGCCCUGACACUGCAGGAAAUAAGAGAGGCUCUUGAUUUGGACAGUAUAAAAACCCAUCACUGGCGUAUACUGAGCUGUUCGGCCGUGACCGGAGAGAACCUUCUGGAGGGAAUGGACUGGAUGCUGGAUGACAUCGCUUCCAGAAUAUUUACACUUGACUGA